ACUCCGUACAAAUCUCCAAAGUGAGACUCGACUCAAGUCCAGCAAACACGCUUCACCAGCCCACAGGUCGGAGUUCACAGCGCAUACGUUGCAUUACAUUCGUUUGCAGGAGCCACAGACGGCAAGAAACAACGCUACUCGACUCUUCGACUCCUCACGCUGCUGGCCCGCCCAGCUCUGGAUUCAGCCACGGCGUUUCGAACCAGGCUUGCGAAUGGACUCAUAAUCGCAUCAUCCCCCCAGAUUCCAAUCCUUCGCUUUAUUCCUUCUGGACUCGAUGAUUAAUCUUCGUGCGAUCUGGUAUUUGAUCUGAUCUGCGAGUCGACACACAUACAUAUAUCAUGUUCGAGCACUUUACGUUUGGCGCCCAGGCGCAGACCUCUUAUAUCCAACAUGAGAACGACGAAGCCUUUCCCUCACCGACAGAUUGCUCCUUCAGACUCGCAACACCGCCUCCAACUUCUUUUUUCGAGGGGGAAGUAGAAGUAUCAUCUCGAGGAGGAAUAAACGACCUCGUCAACAAGCUAUCAACACAAUCCCUCCGUCCAGACGACGACGAACAACCCCAACGCUCAAUAUGGACCAGCACCCUCCCCUCCCCCGACUUCUCCACCGACACCGAUAACGACAUGAUGCCCGACUUCACCCCCGAAGAACUAUCCUACAUCUCCACCGGCCGCGGCAAAGUCACCCUGCCAUCCCUCCACUCGAGCUCCGUCCCCAACCUAUCCUCCAUAACGAACCCUCGCAACGGAACUGUGGCCUGCAGACGCCUACAGCGCCAACUAAACGUCCAGCUGCAAACCUGCAGUUCGCACGUAAAAGACAUCUCAGCACUCGUAGAAGACAUGAUCGAAACCUCCUCCCAAUGCCGCCUGCACACCUCCCCAUCAACCCGCCCCUUCGUCACCGAACCCCUAGAACUCGACACCGAGGAAGAAGAUCCGUCGCCACUGCAGCAGCUGCAGCAGCAACUCCCAGAAGACGAAGGGUUUGCGGAAAUGGAAGACGAGGACCUCGAUGAGGAGAUGACGCUAAGGAGAGCGAGUACCCCGUCUGGGAUCAGGAAGUGGAACGUGGUAAGGUAUCGCGCGAGCGGGGAGUGUAUUGGGGGACCGCCGGAACUGGCGUGGAUGGGGAGGAGGAAGGUGAGGUGUGUGCCGAGGAUGAGGAGGCGGAAACCGAAGACGGUGGCGGAGUGAGUGUAGGGUAGGGUAGGGUAGGGGAAAAUAUAAUAGUGGGUCGGCGUUUAGAGUUGGGAGCAAGCAAUUGCGUGCGUCUUCUUG
Messenger RNA from Mollisia scopiformis, 1286 nucleotides. RefSeq lists its product as uncharacterized. NCBI's taxonomy places the organism in Eukaryota, Fungi, Ascomycota, Leotiomycetes, Helotiales, Mollisiaceae. The transcript has a single exon. The coding region runs from base 342 to 1202 and encodes 286 amino acids. The record is from RefSeq and is a predicted model, not a curated record.